Messenger RNA from Ylistrum balloti, 5370 nucleotides. RefSeq names its product protocadherin Fat 3-like. Gene Ontology annotation, cellular component: membrane. Gene Ontology annotation, molecular function: calcium ion binding. Lineage: Eukaryota; Metazoa; Mollusca; Bivalvia; Pectinida; Pectinidae. The record is from RefSeq and is a predicted model, not a curated record. Gene Ontology annotation, biological process: homophilic cell-cell adhesion.
AUGAAUACGGAGGACAGUGAGGAUUCGGACGAGGAGGAUUAUGAUGAUGUCAAGGUACCAGCAUUCAUACAAUUACAGGAGGCAGCUCAGCCUUCACUUGCAACACAGGCGGAUGGUGAAUUGGAAACACCAAUAAGUGCUCCUACUGGAUGGUCUUCGUCAUUGUCCACAGCAAUGGCGGACAGUACAUCCAGAAGUACAACGCUAACACGUGGUUCCACAACGUCGCCAUGGACGUCGCCCACUGUACCGACCACGUGCACUGCGUUUUCCUGUCUCAACGGCGGCAGUUGUGCUGAAGGGAAUGGAGGGAUUCAGUGCUUUUGCCCGGAUCUGUACACAGGCGACUCUCAUGUCCAAUGUUCUGCCUCUACCACACAAACAUUUCACGACCUUUCAACACAGGGGGCGGGACCCAUCACAUGUUUCCCCGCCAAUACUACCAGCCAAUCAGAUGUUUGUUUCGAUGCGGACGACCCGCUAGUGUAUUCCAUUGAGGACUCCAACCCUGGACCCUUCAACAUCACCUACCACGCCAUCGGGGACACUUUCUGUCUGUAUGCUGACCCGUCUAUGGUACAGGGAAGAACUCAAUGUUUUCGUCUUUGGGCAACAGAGGCAGACGACCUGUUGUAUCGACCCUGGCGAAAUGCUAGUCACGACCACUGCGUGGUGUUCAACUCGCCCCCAGUAUUAUCUGGAAAACCGUACUCUGUCACAGUUGAUGUCUCUGACCUCAGACAAGGCUUGACUUUACUAGACCUCAACUACACUGACAACUUUGUCUACCCGAACAUUGAGUUUUCCAUCAAAAGCAUUACACCUGCUCCUUGGGGAAAUUUCAUUGGUGUUGAAACAGCAACAGGAAUCCUCAGUCUGGUUGCAGAUGUACUCGUGCCAGUUAACAGAUAUCAGAUGGUGGAAAUCAACAUAACGGUAACAGAUGGAGGAAUCCCUCCUUUGUCUGAUGAAGGUGUAGUACAUCUUAUUGUCCUCAACGGUUCUUUGGUAUGUACAGCCCCACCUCUGUACCUCAGUUUAGGGGCCUUACCAAAUGGACAGACCAUUCUUGGGACCAUCCAAUGUUCAGGUGUAUCCGACGGUACCCUCACAUUUACUGUUGAUUCAUCACAAGGUUUGCUGGCUGUGAACUCCCAAGGAGACUUGUUUUUAGUUAACCAAGGAAUAUCCUCAUCUGGUACCUUCAUUGUACAAGUGAUGGUCCAACAGUCUCCGUUCCCUAGUGUUAUCGUGGAUGUUAGUGUCAGCAUUGGUGAUUUUGAGCCAGAGUGUAUCCCUUCUCCAAAUCUAGUCCUGAUGAUUUCGGAAGAAAUUCCAGUAAACAGUUGUUUUGACCUCUACCAGUGUAGGUCGCCAUUGUUUGCGAACCCUGUGAAUUGUGCAAUAUCAUCAAAUGAUACCUUAGUGAACUACUUAGAACUAGACUGCCUGACUGUGAGUCAGACCGACAGUUAUUAUCUGGUCAAUGUCUCCAUAUGUGUUCAUACAAGUUUGGCCCUGCAAAAUCAGCUUGGCAUGCACCAGGUGCAUGGAGAAGUCUCGAAUAGUUUUGGAACUACAACAUCCAGUUUUGAAAUAGAAAUUCAGGCAGGAAAUUUCAAUUCUCCAGUUUUUAUAACAAUCUAUUAUGUGGUGCAGAUUUCAGAGAUGACGGCUAACGGUACAGACUUGUUCCAAUUAAGAGCUGCCGAUGCUGAUAUCAAUGAUAUCCUGACUUACAGUAUUCUUAAUGAGAGUUUACCAUUUAUUGUACUUGGUGACAAGCUGCUACUGAAUGGGAAACUAAACGCUACUGCUCGGAAUUCCUAUGCUUUCCAGGUCAAGGUGACAGACCUUGUCGGACACGAGUCCACAGCUUCGGUAUCUAUCUCCAUCACCGAUGUCAAUGAACCACCAAUAUGUGUUACUCCAUUCUCCUUUGUUGUGGAUGCCACAGCUACCAGUAAUCAGGUUGUGACCCAGCUGAGUUGUUACGACACAGACAUGCAGACUAACUACAGCACUUUUAUUUAUCUUUUGGACCCAUUUGAAUCAAGUUCAAUAUCCACUCUACUGAAUGUGAACUCUGACGGACAGAUAGUCCUGUUACAAGACAUGAGAGGAGAUGUGGAGUCCUACACCUUCACUGCCCUGGCUAGAGAUCAAGGGGGGCUUAACACAUCCAUACAAGUCAACAUGACAGUCAAUAGAAAUUUUGCCCCCAUUUGCCCCAUGGGUUUCAUCGAAACAGCAAUAUUGGACAAUAUUGGCCCAUCACAGUGUUUCAGUAUAGAUACUGGUUGUACAGAUCCACUGGCUGGAAAUCUCUACUACACCCUCAGCGGUGGAAAUGGCACUCAGUGGUUCAUUGUCCAGCCAGACCUGCCUGAGGUGUCAGUGUCCACACUGACCCUUUGUCCACGUGUCAUGCUGACCAGCAGGCUUGGUUCCUGGCAUGUCAACGUUGAGGUCAGAAAUCAGUUUAACCUGACAUCACUGCUGGUAAAUGUGAUUGUGGAAGAGAAAAAUGAUCGUCCUGUCUUUGUUGGUCCAGUGUAUGUUGCCAGUAUCUCCGAGAAAGUUCCUAUUGGUUACAUCUUCUUACAGACUACGGCACAAGACGCCGACAUCUUGCCUAUCAACAAUCAGCUCACCUUCUCACUAGAUCUGGGCGACAUUAUUGGAUUUGAUAUCUCAAGUGAUACAGGAAUGAUCAGUACCUCUAGAGUGUUCAAUGCCUCCAUAAGGACGACAUACCAAUUCAAAGUAAAGGUAGAGGAUCCCCAAGGUCUUAGUGAUGAGAGGGAUGUGGUGGUGGAUAUCCUGGACGAGAAUGACCCACCACAGUGUGACUCUCUUGUCCUCAAUAUCCCUGUCAGUCUUAUAACAUCUCCUGGAACCUUGAUUGGAGCAGUCAACUGCUGGGAUGGAGAUAUCCUGGCUGAUAAUAAAAAGCUGGUUUAUGUACUAAGUGGACCCCUUGAGAAUUAUUUGGUUGUCCGUGACAAUGGCUCGAUUGAACUGACCCAAAGUUUGCCACGAACUUCUACCACGACCUACUCAAUGACCCUUAAAGUGUAUGACCAGUUCAUGAUCAACAACAAUACCCAGGUUGGACAUCUGACCAUCGCCAUUGCGAUUUUGGUUGACACCAGCAUCCCUCCGGUGUGUGACCGUAUCAUCACCACAGCAAUCCUACAGGAGAAAGACCCUCAGGGCACCUGUGUGGGCCAGGAAGUGAUCUGUGAAGACCCUACUGGGGGCAGUGUCACCAUUAUCGCCUCACAGGGGACAGGACUUGAUGUGGCCGAGAUCAAGAGCCGAGCCAGCGGCAGUACCAGUAUACUUCCUCUAAAUGUCUGUACUGCAUCUAGCAUCAAAAACCGUAUCCAGGAUUUCUCAGUGUCUGUUAUAGUCAGCAAUGGUUUCGGUACUCAGACGGUUACCUGGACAUUCAGUGUUGAGGAUGAGAAUGAACCGCCUUAUUUUCUAAACUCCUUAUUCAACAUGACAGUAUCAGAAAGCUCCCUUGUCGGUACAACGGUAUUGAUUCUGGAGACUGGAGACCCUGAUUAUGAUGCAGUGUUUAAAGAUGUCACAGUUUCCUAUGAUGUGAUCAAUGUCCCAGACGAUGUUGCAGUGCCUAUAAGCUUCCUGCUUGAUUGUUGUUUCCUUGUUACGGGUAAACUAAAUGCUACGGAACAAGAUGUCUAUUUCUUCAACGUCACACUCACAGAUGGAGGAGGACUUUCAAUAGCCCGAGUUGUGUCUAUUUGGAUUUCUGAUCAGAAUGAGGCUCCAGUAUGCUCCCCAGCAACCUUGACAGAGUCAAUUUCACUUUUGGUCCAGGAGAAUGAUGUUAUAGGCCAACUCAAUUGUUACGAUUACGACAAAGAUCCAAACAACAAGGAAUUAUUUUACCAGUCUAAUGUUGAUUACUUCCACGUUUCUAACCAGGGCGAGCUGGUGAUUAGUAGAUCUCUUGACAGAUUCAUUCCACGUUACACAGUACUGGUUAAUGUCCGAGAUGGUGGUACACCUCCACUGUCCACCUCAGUGACCAUCAUAGUCAAUGUCGACACUGCUAUUAAGGCUGUCUGCCAGCCAGAAGUGCAGUACCCAAAUGUCUGGGUCAAAGAUCAGUGUGUUUCCUUGACGAUGAACUGUGUUGACCCGACCUUACCUGGGCAGACGACACACCUAACUUACGCAGAAAGCGGGAAUUAUACCGCAGGCUUUAGACAGAUCACAUCACCAAAGGGACAAUACCAGCUUUGUUAUAACCUUGUUCAGAGUGGAAGUUUCGGGAUGACAGUAUCGGUGUUUAAUGGUUUGGCGUACUACAUGUACCACCAACCAUUAGAUGUGAAAUAUGACCAGUCCAAUCCAGUAUUCAGCAAAACGACGUACUAUGUUGGUGUACAAGAAACCCAUAUAAUAGGACAGCCUAUUACGACAGUGAAUGCCACUACAGCCUCGUCCAGCGGCUCGAUAGUGUAUUCCAUAACAGGAGGGACCUGGUCCAAUGUUACCAAUAUUUUCCUUCUUGAUUCAUCAACUGGGGCCAUUACUACACUGGUAGGACUGAGGAGUUAUGCAGCACAGACCAUUGUUUUGGAGAUACAGGCAUUGAAUGACUUCUCCUUGUUGCGGUCCACUGCUAGGGUGGAGAUUUCUGUUACUGACAUCAACGAAGUACCCAGCUGUAUAUAUCGAGAUGGAAUAGUUGGUAACAGUGUUUCAGUGGGUGUGGAUGAUGUUGUUGGGACAUCAAUGUUACACAUACAGUGUACGGACUAUGACAUCAUAGCAGAAAACAAACAGCUCUCAGCUGUCCUCACCUAUACUCCUUCAGAUACUGAUGUGUUCAUACUUGAGGAGCAAAAUGGAGAAUACAUCGUCAAAACAAAGACAUUGCUACCUGUUCGGACAGGGACCUAUGACCUUACACUGGUCAUCUCUGAUGCAGCCACACCACCCCUAAGUGUACAGAUUCUUAGACGGGUUGUAGUUGACUUACUGCCACCAGCCCCUUUGUUCAGUGCCUUUCCGAUCAACAGUACAGUGAUCCAAGUAGAGUGGCAAUAUGAAAGAGCUGAUUACUACGGGGUGACCACUAGUUUUGUUCUGGUGGCUGUGUCCAGUUCUGACCGACACACAUUUGUGACCCAACCUGACCAAGAAGUGACCCAGAGUCUCAUCACCAGACUUAUCCCUGAUGGAGUACAGUGUGGAACUGACAAGCGUCACAAAUUAUGGCAAUGUUACUGCUUCAUCAGUCACUGUAAUAAUGCCAGCUGUACCAAUCCUGUCCAGUUUAAUGAUGUCCCUGCGGUUACCAGGACAACAGUUCCUCCAGACUCUGCUUGA